Molecule: messenger RNA, 1522 nt
Organism: Osmerus eperlanus (European smelt)
Lineage: Eukaryota; Metazoa; Chordata; Actinopteri; Osmeriformes; Osmeridae
Gene: kdm8
Product: lysine (K)-specific demethylase 8
Exons: 7
Coding region: 148-1371 (407 amino acids)
Cellular component (GO): nucleus
Molecular function (GO): histone H3K36 demethylase activity
Source: RefSeq, a predicted model, not a curated record
CUUCAUACAAUGUAGGCCUACUUAGUCGAGCCUAAAACUUGACUGUCUCACUGUCUGCACCUCCUUUUAUGUGUCUACUGUAUAAUCACAUGUUAUAUAUUUUCCACAGAACGUUUGUAGCUAACUAAAGAUACUAAGCACACUUUGAUGGCUGAGCUGAGGUCAACUAUCAUUUCUGCUUUGCCUCAAAGUGAAGCUGAUUUUCCUCUGGAAUUUAGUGACAAAGUGGAGUCCAGUGUUGUGGACUUGCUGAAGAGAUCCAGACAGCAACUAUACAGUGGAACUAAAGGCUCUCUCAGUGGACAAAAUGCUCAGAUCAUUCUGGACUUUACAUGGGAAAAGCUGAACACAGGAACCUGGCGUGAUGUAGCUAAAGAGUGGAGGCAUGUGUAUUCAUAUGGAUGUUUGUUUAAAGUCGCAUCCCUGUGCCUUGAGGAUCCAUGUCAUACCAUUAUACAGGAGGCCAUUAGGACCUGCGAUAUGGGCCUACUAAUGGGAUCAGCUAUUCUGGACAAUAUUUUACAACGCUUUGUAAACAUUUUACAAAAUGAAGCAAGGAAGAGACACUUCAUAGAGGAAGAUCUAAGUAAACAGGUUAUUACCAAGAAAAUGAAGUCCGAAUGCCUCUCCAUGCCAUUGGUCAAACCGACAAUGGCCGUUCCAAGGAGACACUGUCCAUCUUUAGAGAGUUUCAAUACAAAUUACCUGCUUCCCCAAACACCUGUUAUACUAGAAGGGACUAUAGAUCACUGGCCAGCCUUCAAAGAUCAACCUUGGAGUAUAGAGUACCUGCAAACAGUUGCCGGUUGUCGAACUGUACCUGUUGAAGUGGGCUCAAGAUAUACUGACGAGGAGUGGUCACAGAAACUUCUUACAGUCAAUCAAUUUAUUGAUCAAUAUAUUCUUGUAAAAGAUGAUGGUAAAGGAUUGGGAUAUCUUGCUCAGCAUCAGUUAUUUGAGCAGGUCCCGGAGUUAAAAAAAGACAUCCGUAUACCUGACUACUGUUCCCUUGGUGAGGGAGAUGAAGAUGACAUCACCAUAAAUGCCUGGUUUGGGCCAGGGGGCACAGUGUCCCCCCUACACCAAGAUCCACAACAGAAUUUUUUGGCUCAGGUGGUUGGAAGAAAGUACAUACGUCUCUACUCACCAGAGCACACAGAUAAGCUCUAUCCUCACGUGUCACCGCUCCUGCACAACACCAGUCAGGCAAACAUUGAGAAUCCAGACAUGAGGCAGUUUCCAGAGUUUUCCAAAACUCCCUAUCUAGAGUGUAUUCUGCAGCCUGGAGAUGUCCUGUUCAUACCGGUCAAGUACUGGCACUAUGUGCGAUCUCUGGAGCUUAGCUUCUCUGUGAGCUUCUGGUGGUCAUGAACCAAAGCAUGACAAUACAUUAACUUGAAAAUCAACAAAAGGUGUUUAUUGCUGCAUUGUGAAGUAUUUGAUUUGAUUUCAGAGGACUGUACAAUGUGUUGUACACCGUACAAUAUGUGUACAACUAAUUGUACACAUAAAAUGUCAAUAA